Messenger RNA from Drosophila grimshawi, 1391 nucleotides. Its product is annotated as serine protease inhibitor 42Dd-like. The coding region runs from base 90 to 1289 and encodes 399 amino acids. The transcript has a single exon. Gene Ontology annotation, molecular function: serine-type endopeptidase inhibitor activity. NCBI's taxonomy places the organism in Eukaryota, Metazoa, Arthropoda, Insecta, Diptera, Drosophilidae. The record is from RefSeq and is a predicted model, not a curated record.
UACAAAAUUUAUACCAAUCUUUAAUCACAUAUUUUGAGUGAUUGAUAAAUAGCUAAAUGGCAUUUAACUGGUAAUCCUCGCAAGUAAAUAUGCCCGAACCAGAGCCAAAUACCUUUUUCAGUUCGUUGGACAACUUUGCCAGUACAUUUUAUGGCCAGUUGGCUCUUUUAUAUCCUGGUAGAAAUUUAAUAUGCUCGCCACUCACCAUACAAAGCUGUCUGGCAAUGCUGCGCAUGGGCGCUGUGGAUGGAACAGUGACUGCCAAGGAGCUGGACAAGGGAAUAGGUUUCGUUUCCAACGAUACCAACGAAAUAGCUGAGGGCUUUCAGAAUGUGCUUGCAACAUAUCAGGAGAACAGCAAUGUGGUGCACAUGGCCAACCGAAUGUAUCUCAGCCAAAGCGUUCAACUACGAUCAGAAUUCGUUGAACUGUUAACUGAGAAAUUCUACUCGGAACCCGAGAAUAUUGAUUUCGCAGAGAUGGCGAAUGCCGCCAAUAUAAUCAACGAUUGGAUCGUAUCCAAGACGAAGCGAUUGAUUAAGAACCUGGUCAGACCCGAGGUGAUAACCAAAGCCACCAAAUUGAUUCUCGUCAAUGUGAUUCACUUUAAAUGCGAAUGGAGGAUUCGAUUUGAUAAGAAGGCAACGCGUCGCGAGUUCUUUUACUUGGAUGACAGGAACAGGGUGAAAACGCUCUUGAUGAAAGUUCAAAAUACAUUCCACUAUGCUGACUUAAAGGAACUGGAUGCCAAAGCCUUGCGUUUAUCCUACACAGAUGGCGAUCUGCACAUGCUGAUUGUUCUACCCAAUAAAAAUGAUGGCUUGGGGCAACUUCAGCAACGGUUGCUAUCAAUUCCCUUGACGGAUAUUAUUUCUGGACUGUCUCAACGAAAAGUCAAUGUAAAACUACCCAAAUUCACAGCUGAAUAUGAAACGGAAUUGAGUCCAGUCAUUGAGAUGUUGGGCAUCAAAAGGAUUUUCAUUGAUAAAGCAGAACUUGGCAAAAUAUCGCCAUCGCAAGCAAAGAUGAAAGUUUCCAAGAUUUUGCACAAAGCCUUCGUCGAGGUAAACGAAGAGGGAAAUGAGGCAGUCGCAGUGUCCGAAGUCCAAACGAACAGUGGAAAACCAAAACGACCUCCUCCACCACCAAUGGAUUUCCAUGCAGAUCAUCCCUUUUACUUUGUCAUCUAUGAUGCCCAACAUGGUCCACUUCUUGUGGGUAAUCUUCAAUCCCCUGUAGCUGCCGGGUGUAUUGAUGCGCCGCACAAGGCCUGCUUAUGCGAAAGAUGAGCAUAAUCUGGAAAUAUCUAUCCCUAAUAUUUAAUUGUCAUCAUAUGUCAUCAUAUCUACUUUUAAAAUUGAUUAAAUUGACAAGUGCAGUUUACAACACAA